AGAAGAGCUUCUGAAGAUCUUCUGUAAACAGGACACGUGGAUUAAACUGCUGUGCUCGUGUUCAUGGCUCAGGAGGAUAGUAAACGGCUGGUCGUGGUGGUUCCCAACGAGACGUCUGUUUUGUCUCGCCGCGUCUUCACCAGUGAGGAUGAAGCCUGGAGGGCCUACCUGGAGAACCCUCUGACUGCUGCCACCAAGGCCAUGAUGAGCAUCAACGGAGAUGAGGACAGCGUGGCGGCCCUCGGACUUCUCUACGAUUACUACAAGGUACCAAAAGACAAGAGACUUGUGCCUGUUGCUAAAAAUCAAGAGGAAGAGAAGAGACUCUGGCAUGGCGGCGUGCAGUCCGUGGAUGAGCGUAUUCAGGUUGCCAGAUCUCUCCCGGUCAACCUCUCGCUCAGCACCGACCCCCGCGAGGGGGUUAGGGAGUUGGGAACGCUGAGCGCCAUGAAGUCGGAGGUUUAUUCCAGCCUGCAGCAGGUCAGGCAGGGGUUCCAUCACGUGCACUACCAGCAGUCCGGUCAGGAGACUCACGGCGGCUACAGCAAGGACGAGCAGAAAAGCGUCCCAGACAGCACCUUCGAGGAGUCCUACACCGGAGAGAACGGGAAAUUCAGCAGAACUUCAGUUCUCACCAAUCCGGUGAUGCAGGACUCCACCUUUGAUCAGCCUGUAAUAGACACUCUUCACUACAGUGUAGAAGCCAGCUGCUCGGUGCGCCACAAACCAGGCGAGUGGCCCAUGAUCUACCUGAACCGAGGCCAGUUCUACGGCAUCACACUCAGUGCAGCGGGUACGAGUAAAGUCCUCGGACAUCCGCUCAGCAAACUGAGGAGUGUGGUGAUGGUGGUGUUCGGGGACGAGAAAUGUCGUGAAGAGCAGCUGAAGCACUGGAACUACUGGCACAGCCGCCAGCACACUGCCAAACAGAGGGUUCUGGAUGUUGCUGAUUACAAAGAAAGCUUCAACACUAUUGGGAACCUGGAGGAGAUUGCCUACAAUGCCGUCUCCUUCACCUGGGACGUUAAUGAAGAGGCUAAGGUGUUUAUCACCGUAAACUGUUUAAGCACAGAUUUUUCCUCCCAGAAGGGAGUGAAAGGGCUUCCACUGAUGAUCCAGAUCGAUACGUACAGCUACAGCAACAGGAGCAACAAACCUAUCCACAGAGCGUACUGCCAAAUCAAGGUCUUCUGUGACAAGGGAGCUGAGCGGAAGAUUCGAGAUGAAGAAAGGAAGCAGAAUCGGAGGAAAAUGAAGGGUCACAUGGCUGCAGGGCAGGGUCAUACUGACCUGGCAGGUAAGCGAGGAGGUCCAGGCACGUUCCUGCAGAAGAAGUCAGACGUCACGUUUUUCAAAUCCAUGACUGAUAUGGAGUCUCAGCCCGUGCUCUUCAUCCCGGACGUUCACUUCAGUAACCUGCAGAGAUCCUCACAGGUACUUGGAUGUGGUGCUGAAGAAAUGGAGAGCGAGUGUGUUAUAAAGAAGAUCCUCAGACGGUCAGACAACGACUCCGGUCCUCCACCAGCCAAACAGAUCAAAAGCGAGGCAUCGAGACGAGUUCUGCUGUACGUAAGGAGAGAAUCAGACGAGGUUUUUGAUGCGUUAAUGCUUCAGUCUCCGACAGUAAAAAGUUUGAUCGAGGCUAUAUCAGUUAAAUACUCUCUUCCUGCUGAGAGGAACAUUAAAAUCUACAAGAAGAGUAAAAAAGGGAUUCUGGUGAACAUGGACGACAACAUCAUCGAGCACUACUCCAACGAGGACGCCUUCAUACUGAACAUCGACUCUCAGUCCGAGUGCUGCCAGGUCACGCUCAUGGAAAUAUAACGGCUGUAUUGUUACGACUCUCAGUCCAUCCUGAGU
Molecule: messenger RNA, 1860 nt
Organism: Trichomycterus rosablanca
Lineage: Eukaryota; Metazoa; Chordata; Actinopteri; Siluriformes; Trichomycteridae
Gene: grhl2a
Product: grainyhead-like transcription factor 2a
Exons: 16
Coding region: 64-1824 (586 amino acids)
Biological process (GO): neural tube development; brain development; regulation of transcription by RNA polymerase II
Cellular component (GO): nucleus
Molecular function (GO): RNA polymerase II cis-regulatory region sequence-specific DNA binding; DNA-binding transcription activator activity, RNA polymerase II-specific
Source: RefSeq, a predicted model, not a curated record